Molecule: messenger RNA, 2216 nt
Organism: Pseudoliparis swirei
Lineage: Eukaryota; Metazoa; Chordata; Actinopteri; Perciformes; Liparidae
Product: CKLF-like MARVEL transmembrane domain-containing protein 3
Exons: 5
Coding region: 171-695 (174 amino acids)
Cellular component (GO): membrane
Source: RefSeq, a predicted model, not a curated record
UGUUACACUUUUUGGGAGCUCGCGCUGCGUUUCCGCGCUGUCAUUGUUUCCGUUUCCACCAACGAGAAGCCCAACGCCUGCGCAUAUCUUUGUUCGUGUUGAAUCCGUUACGUUGCAUUGUAGUCCGGACUACUUUGGAGUUUCAGGAGAGUUUCUAUCUUUUUCCAACCAUGGGGGACAUCGAGGCUCCCAACUCGAAUCGGCCGCGCCAGAAUGUCCUACUCUCUGUUCUCCCGAGCAAAGAGUUCGCCUCCUCAAGGAAAGGAAUGCUGCUUAUUGCUGAAGUGGCGCUGUCCUUUGUGUCCUUCGUGUGUUUCGCGGCGUCCACAGCUGCAGCCUUUGUGACCGUCCCUCUGCUGGAGUUCCUCGCCGCUCUCUUCUUGUUGUUCGCUUACUCCACCAAAUUUAAUGAGAGGUUUAAAGGCUUCCUCUGGCCUCUGAUGGAUUUCAUGAGAUGCGUGUCUGCCUCCAUUAUCUUCUUCAUCAUCUCAAUCAUUUCAGUAUCCAAAUAUGUGGACAGUUCCUCUAAGGCUGCUGGGAUAUUUGGGUUCAUUGCCACCAUCGUUUUUGCUUUAGAUUUUUACCUCAUUUUCAAUGAGCUGGCUGCUUUCCUAAAACAAGGAGGAGGAGGAGGAGAGUCCAAUGAGGAGCCAUCAAGACACCACGAUGGGCUUUCAGACUCUGAUUCGGACUGAGACCGGACCACCACCACUAGGAGAUCCACCAGCUGACAAGAUCAUGUAAAAUAAAACUUUGCAGGAGAAUUUGUCACUGCUAAGUUAGCAUCAUUGUGUCUCAAGUUUACUUUGAUACUGUGUACAGAAAUAACCACAAGGUCACUUUGCUUGUUGGUUAAUUCUAAUAAUGAUUUACAUGUAUUGGUAGUUGGAAAAUUCUGACCUUCUUUACUUUCUUACUUUCCUCUUUGAAUUUUUCUGUUUAGCAUCCAUUCAAGACACGUCUAGGCUGAUGUGUCAAAUAUAUUGGUCUUUUUAAGUUACUAAUAUAGUGGUCAUUGAAAGGAGUUUAUAAAAUAAUGCAAAAGAAAAAAGCUCUUUUUUUGUGCCCACGUGUUUAUAAAUCACAUGUCUUAGAUGAUUUAGAGAAAAUAGAACUGCCAUCCUCAUACUUUAAUGAUCAUAACGCUGGGAGAUUGAUUGGUCUCAUGACAUUGGGUUCUCAGAAGCUGUUUGUAUGAUCCGCACGUAGAAACUACAACACUAAUGACAUGCAUUAUUACUAUUGAAUACAUGUUUAAGUGUGCCAAAAAUUAAGCAUCUAAGUGGGGCAUCAUCACCAUUUAUACAUUUUUAGUACUAUCAAAAAAACUAUGUACAGUACAUAGACAAACAGGUUGGCUGGUUACAACCUCUAAACUCUACAAGAGUGCAUGUUUUAUAGCUAGAGGGUGAUAUGAUCCUACCUUCCGAUACAUUUAACUUUUGGUACAACAUAAUUCCUUUAAUUGCUUUCCCUCGACAACCUUUUCUGGAUCGUUAGCUCUUAAUAUGACCCUGUGACUCGCAUAUAAAAGUCGUCAUGAAUCCAAGUGACAGAAAUGAUGCUAUUUUAAAAUCAGUUCAACUAACCCAGAGUUUGAGUUUGAGUGCUCCUUUGUUUCAGUUUGUUCUCUGUAUGCGCUUCACAACCAAUGUGUGUGUGUGUGUGUGUGUGUGAAAAUAACAGUGCAUUGUCGAUACUUAAUGCAUUAUUAUACUGUUAAAUUCUCGAUAUCCUAUAUGUGAAUCUUUUUUUCUUUGAGUCUUCAGUUCUUCUGCAGCCACUACUGAAGAAUGACCCGCACUAGCCACAGCGACUGUUCAUGUGAUGCACUGCACGAGUGCUCCAACAGCACUGUGAAUUGAAAGUGGAUGAAUCGGUGGCCUCUAACUUCCAUGUGGAAUGUCAACUGUUGAGAGCAAUUGACAUAUUAAUAGUAACCAAAAUACUUCCAAGGUUUGCCUUUCAUGGGAGAGUUUGUUACUUCUGGGACGUCUUUUGUUUGAAUGUUGCCCUGCAGGCAGAAUCUUUGAGGCAAAAAUCCUUCAGUUUAUCUGAAGAUAUGCAAUUUCACUGGAUAACUACAAAACUCUAGCACACCCCUUUGCCCUUUCUGAACUAUUGUUGGUGAAAUAUGAAGAUAUCUUUUUUUACACUGUUUUGCCAUUUUAUGAAAAAAAAGUUUAAAUAAAAAAAUAAAGCUACUUUCAAUAAUG